Messenger RNA from Oryza sativa Japonica Group (Japanese rice), 2071 nucleotides. Its product is annotated as vesicle-associated protein 2-2. The record is from RefSeq and is a predicted model, not a curated record. Gene Ontology annotation, cellular component: endoplasmic reticulum membrane; plasma membrane. Lineage: Eukaryota; Viridiplantae; Streptophyta; Magnoliopsida; Poales; Poaceae. Gene Ontology annotation, biological process: endoplasmic reticulum membrane organization.
AAACCGUCGGAGAGUUGGAGGCGGCGUCCCUAUCCCAUCCGUCGUCCGUCCCCGUACGUCCGCCACCCAGUCGCCUUCCCCCCUCCCUCCGUCUCCACCGCUUCUCCCGCCGCCUCUUCUCCUCCAACCACCAGACGGCGACCACCGCGGCACACACACAGAGACCCCCAGAUGCUUCCGCCGACUCCGAUCAGCAGCCGCUCGCCACCAGCCCACCACCAGUGAGUGACGCGACGCGACCGGCGGCGGCGGCGAUGGGCAGCGUGGACUUCGGCCUCGUCGAGAUCCACCCCGGGGAGAUCCGGUUCGAAUUUGAGGUGAAGAAGAAAAGUUCAUGUUAUGUCUGUCUAGUGAACAAAUCAGAGGAAUAUGUUGCAUUCAAGGUCAAAACAACUUCUCCAAAAAGGUAUUGUGUUCGACCAAAUGUAGGAGUCAUUCUUCCAAGGGCAACAUGUGUUUUUACAGUUAUUAUGCAAGCACAAAUGAUUGCUCCACCAGAUCUGCAAAUAAGAGACAAGUUUCUUGUGCAGACCACAGUUGUUCCUUUUGGUACAGCUGACGAAGACAUUGCUCCUGCUUUUUUUUCCAAAGAAGUGGGAAGAUAUAUCGAGGAGAAUAAGCUGAGAGUUGUUCUUGUCAGUGCGACUCAACUUGAAGAACAGCAACUCAUUGCAGGAGUUCCCAGUGCUAAGACUGGUGUUGAGGUUCGUGUGGCAAAAGAGACACUGAAUAUUGAGAGUGAAGCAUCUAAUGUCAUGAACGAAGUUCAUCAUUCCUUGAAAACAAACUUCCCCCCUCUGAGAGAAAAUCCAGCUACUUUGAACGAAAUGCCCUUCCCUGUAAAACAAACAACUAUUCUGGCCCCAUCAAAAGAAGUUCCAGCUAUUUCAGCAGAAAGUGCUCACCAUUGGAAAGAAACCCCUGCUGAAAGCUUGUUUUCAAGUAAUGCAGUUCAUCAUUCGCUGAAAACAAGUUUCCCCCCUCUCAGAGAAAAUCCAGCUACUUUGAAUGAAAUGCCCUUCCCUGUAAAACAAACAACUAUUCUGCCCCCAUCAGAAGAAGUUCCAGCUAUUUCAGCAGAAAGUGGUCACCAUUGGAAAGAAACCCCUGCUGAAAGCUUGUUUGCAACGAAUGCACUUCCUCAUUCCCUGAAAACAAGCUGUCUUCUCAGAGAAAAUCCAGCUAUUUUGAAUGAAAUUCCCUUCCCUGUAAGACAAACAACUAUUUUGCCCCCAUUAAAAGAAGUUCCAGUUAUUUCAGCAGAAAGUGCUCACCAUUGGAAAGAAACCCUUAAUGUUUCUCUAGAAUCUCAUUUUUCAUCAACAGAAACAAAUGUUGUCUCGAGUGAGUGCCCUGAAACAUUGGAAAAUACUUCUCCUUCAAAAGAAUUUGCCAUCUUAAGAGAUACACUUGUCAAUGCAGAGAAUCUUCACUAUGUAACUGAUGAUGUUCAGAAUCUAAUGACAAAACUCAGUAACCUAGAAGCAAAACUAGAAGAGGCUGAAAGUGUGAUAGUUAAACUGAGGGAGGACACCAGAACUACCAUUAGGGAGCGGGAUAAGCUAAAGCACGAAAUGGUCGUCUUGACAAGGAAGGGCGCUUCACGGAGCCAGGCUGGUUUCCCUUUGCUGUUUGUGGUCUACAUGGCGAUCCUUGGCGCGUCACUCGGUUACCUGUUGCACCUAUGAUUCUGAUUGAUUGGUGCAGCUGGAGACGAAGUAACAGUAUCACAGGGAGUACGUGCUGAGCUUUCUCACAGCAGCUGGAGUAGGAAAAGAAAAGAAAUCAGAGGCAGGUAGCCUCCUCUUGGUACUGAAUCAGGGAUGAACUCUUGUCACGUGACGAUCGUCACAACAAUUAGUUCAGGCGUCCACUUACUAGGUGAUUAACCAAUUAAACGGAGUACAUAAAACAGCAUGAUUUUUUAUUUACGCUGUACAUAACCUCUUUAUAUAAGUUUCCUGCCCGUGGACCGUGGUCGCUAGAGAUAAUCCAGGAUGUUGUUCAGAGUUAAAACCUUUGUCACUACUACUAGUUGCCACGGAAACUAGUUUGAUGCUGUUGACUUUUU